Molecule: messenger RNA, 5783 nt
Organism: Ruditapes philippinarum (Manila clam)
Lineage: Eukaryota; Metazoa; Mollusca; Bivalvia; Venerida; Veneridae
Product: casein kinase I-like
Exons: 10
Coding region: 203-1507 (434 amino acids)
Biological process (GO): signal transduction; endocytosis; peptidyl-serine phosphorylation
Cellular component (GO): nucleus; cytoplasm
Molecular function (GO): protein serine/threonine kinase activity; ATP binding
Source: RefSeq, a predicted model, not a curated record
UUCGCGUUUGCGUAGUAUCGUCAACAACGGCUGUCAAAUCGUAAAUAAUGGCGGACAACAAUUAAUAGAAGUUACUGGACAAUCGGUUCCAUCUGGCGCCAACUGUCCUUUUAUUUUCAAUAACUGGUGUAAAAUCUAAAAAAGGAAUAAUUGAUUCACAUUCAAGCGUAUUUAUUUGUAGGAUAAUCUAUCAGGAUAAGCCAUGGAGUUGAGGGUUGGAAACAAAUACAGACUUGGCAGAAAAAUCGGGAGUGGCUCUUUUGGAGACAUUUACCUGGGCACAGAUAUCUCCACCGGAGAAGAAGUUGCCAUAAAACUAGAGUAUGUGAAAACUAAACAUCCUCAGCUCCAUAUAGAGAGCAAAAUUUACAGGAUGAUGCAGGGCGGAGUUGGAAUUCCCACAAUCAAAUGGUGCGGUGCAGAAGGGGACUACAAUGUCAUGGUGAUGGAACUACUGGGACCUAGUCUUGAAGAUCUCUUUAACUUCUGUUCAAGGAAGUUCAGUUUGAAAACAGUCUUGUUACUUGCAGAUCAAUUGAUCAGCAGGAUAGAAUAUAUACAUUCAAAGAACUUUAUUCACAGGGACGUAAAGCCGGACAAUUUUUUGAUGGGUCUCGGUAAAAAGGGCAAUCUUGUGUAUAUUAUAGACUUUGGAUUAGCUAAGAAAUAUCGUGAUGCCCGCACACAUCAACAUAUACCUUACAGAGAAAAUAAGAAUCUCACUGGCACAGCAAGAUAUGCUAGUAUAAAUACACAUUUGGGUAUAGAACAAAGUAGAAGAGAUGACAUGGAGUCUCUAGGAUACAUUUUCAUGUACUUUUUACGAGGAAGUCUACCCUGGCAAGGUUUAAAAGCUGCCACAAAACGCCAAAAGUAUGAACGUAUUAGUGAAAAGAAAAUGUCUACUCCAAUAGAGGAGCUGUGCAAAGGUUUUCCAUCGGAGUUUGCCACAUACUUGAACUUUUGUCGGUCAUUAAGAUUUGACGACAAGCCCGACUAUUCCUACCUUCGACAAUUAUUCCGUAACCUCUUCCACCGACAGGGAUUCACAUAUGAUUAUGUUUUUGACUGGAACAUGUUAAAGUUUGGUGGUAGAAACAGUGAUGAUGCUGACCGGGGCAAGGUGAGCUCAUCAGCCCGUCCUGUACACGGCACAGCACAAGCUCGUGGUCGUGCAGAACAAAUGCCGUCAACGACGCCACCAGGCGAAUAUGGAAGUCAUAGCGGUUCCGUGGAUGUGGGCAGAUCUGGACGUGCUGGCAAGGAAAAAGUUCCGACGCGGUUGGCCCUAGCAAUGAGAGGUGCCGAGGGUGGGUCAGAGCAGGUACCUAUGGACACUAGAGUUAGUGAUAGUAGACUUGCAACGCCCUCCUCAGGGGGCAGGAUGAGUUUUAAGGGGUCAGGAAUACCUGUCCCUGUGGGCGGGACUUCUACAGACAAUGCAAAAUUGCGAAGAUUGACACAAGAAGGGAGGGGCCACAGUACGUCAAGGCAGCGACAACAAUAAAGUGUUCAACAACAACAAAAAAUUAUAUUUUGUCCAUUUUCUUUUUUCCAUGUCAUAAUACUAAAUCUCUGUGCAUUUUAAUUUGGAAAUUUUACUUGUAAUCUUAUGAAGCUACUUUCGCUUAAUUGAGCAUCUGUAGUGUGGAGAUUUACGUCAAAAACUUUGAUUUUGAUAUUUGAUUGAGAUAUUAAAUAUAGAUAGGUCACUCACGUUCGUUGACCUUGUACUUGUAAAUGAAAUUUGACAAAUUUCUGAAGAAAUGUUUAAUUAAAAUAAAAAGAAAUUAUUGUUAAAUUUCUAUUAAAUUUUGUAUGUGACUCAAUAGUCUAGUUUUCAGAUUCCUGUAAUAAAUAUCAAUUGUAUGUUUAAAUAUUUUUUUGAUUCUUGCAAUGGAAAAAUCAUAACCAAACCUUGUUGAAUAGCAGCUUUUGAGGUCUUUUUUUUCAAGUUUGUUAAACAACAGUAUUUCAAUUUGAUACAAUAAAAACAGCUCUUAAAAUAGCCUGAUGUAUCAAUAAUGUAAAUCGGUGAUCAGAAUCUUAAGCCAAAGAUGUUGUAGAAAUUAGUGAAAAUAAUUCCAUUAAUUAAAAAUUGUCUAUUUGCCAUAAUAACAUGUUAAUUGGGACAUAAGAGUUGUCAUUUAAAUAAUAUAAAACGGUACAUUUUGAAUUAGAGGUAGUCAGUUUUGGUUUUAUCACAUACAUCAACAUAGUGUUUCCUAAGUUUUGAGUUGGAACUAAAUGUAUUUAAGAUAGUUAUUUUGGCCUGUAGCUACCUCCGGACGACAACACUGGACUUUUCCUUAUAUUUUCCAACAUGGUUAAAGAAAGAAAUGUUUACAUUAUUUAUUGACAUAACACUCGAGUCAAGAACUUUCAAUACUUUACAUGCCAUUUUAAACAGGUUUGAAAAUAAAUUUCCUAUUACCUGACAACAGUAUGAAGAAAAAACAAUUUUAAAUAAAAAACGAGUGAUUUAGUAAGUUGAUUUUAAGACACUGUUUAAAAAAAGGAAAAGAAAUGCUUUCCUGGAAUUUGUAAAUUUUGUUUUAGGAUAUUGAGUAACAGAAAUUUCGUUUUACCAUUGUUAACAUGUAAUCAUGUAGCGUAAUAGCAUAAAUAUUGUGAUAUUUUGUAUAUAUUUGUAACAUAAAAUAUAAUAUGUAUAUAAUAUAAAUUUCACAUUUUAUUUGUAUAUAAUCAUACUAUAACUAUGAGGCAUUACAUGUGUCAGAUUGCGAAGAAAUCUCAGACAAAAGGAUUUAAUUUUUAGAUGUAUACCCUAAAGUUAUUGUUGAUUUUUAGAUGCAUGUGAGGGUGUAUAGGUGUUCAAGGGAGAGUAAUCAUAUAUCUGUAAGUCCAUCAGUCCGAAAUAAUUUGUUCAUGUAUAUAUUUUGAAAAAAAGUAAAUGUAUUUGAAGUAGUCAUUUCACUUCAUUGAAUUUUAUUGUUUUAAUAAUAAAAAAAGACAUCAUUCAGGUCUGUUUGUGUUUUGCACAGCUGUGGUUCUGUAUGUGAUUUGAACUAAUUAAUACAGAGUUCUGGCCCUUGGAAAAGAUGAAAGAAUUGUAUGAAUGUUUCAGUUGUUGAAUGCAGACUUUUUUUUUUCGUUGUAAGAUCUUUGUAUAUUGUAAAUACUGCAUAAGUAAGUGUGUGUACGGAUAAAUAAGGAAAAGGCAUUCACCUGUGUAUACACUAGUAAUAAUUGAUCUAUAUUCAAUUUCUACUUUCUUAUAUAUGUUUAAAAUGUGUAUUUAAAAAAAAUGGCCAUGAUUCAUCAUUUAUUUGAUCUUGUUUUAUUAUAUCGUGAUUUUUGGUGUAAUUGAUAUCCAGUUAUGUUAUUAACUUUGGUAUAUUGUUCGGUUGGUACCUACAUGUACUCUUACAUUACUAAUAUAUUUGAAUAUUCAAUUAACCAUAUUGGUUAAGUUUUUUCCUAAAAACACAGGUGUAUUGUCAACAGAUACAGGUGCUUGUUCUAGGGGAAAAAACAAUUUUCUUCAGGUAAUGAUGAUAAUUGGAAUUCAUCAAUUAUAUAGAUAUACAUAGAGCUUAUUAUAAUCUGGUCAUAUUUUGUAUUUCAAAUAAACACAACAGAGUCAAAUUCAUCCUGUCUUGUAAAUUAAUGUUUAAAAGUCUGUGCAUUUUAAUUGAAGAAACAUUUGUUUUUUCCUGUAACAGUUUUGCUUAUGCAAUAUUAAGGUGGUAAAUCAUUUAAAUGCCUACGGUUUUAUUGAUAAAAUUUUGUUUAAAAUGUUAAGCUAAGAAUUAUAAGAAAUACAUUUGAAUGUAGUUUUUUACAGAAUUAACCUCUAACUUGCUGAAACAGAAAGUGAUAUGCCUUUGCCACCUGUGUAGGGCACGGCCAGCCUGCAUAUCCAUGUAGUCGAACCUUUUAUUUUGAUAUUGAAAUCCCUUAAGUUUCAAAUGAACUUUUCCAAAUUCAAAAGCAGGCGUAUCCAUAACACAAAUUCAGCAUGUGAAUAGUUAAGAAUAACACGGCUAUUAAUUAAUUGGGAACUUUUAAAAUAUUAUACAUUCUGAAUAAAAUGUUCAUGUAAAUAGACACAGUGCAAAUUUGAUUUCAGGAAAAAAUGUUUUGGUCAUGUGUUGCCAUGGAAAUAUAACCCAUGGACAUAUCAUAACUGUAGUUUAUAAUAAAGCAAAUCAGAAAAAAAUAUCAUGGUGAAAAUGAAGCAGAUGUUGAAACCAUUAUAAUAUUUGUUUUAGCACGAAAGAAAUCGGUGUUGUCUCAUUCAAUUUCAAUAUCAAGAUGUCUACCUCACUAUUAUAUCAAUGAAAUAAUGACCGAUCUACAGGGUCGUUAACUUUAAAUAUCAUUUUAUGCAAUUGUAAAAAUGUUGUAACUCUUAAAGAAAAACAAGACACUAGCCCCUAAUAAGUUUUGUAUGUGUCAGUGGAGCAAAUAGUUUUCUUUUUUUGUCCAUCCCUCCAUCACAUUUGUGUACCAUUUUUUCAUGACACUCCAUUUGUUGUCAGAUACCUUGGAUAUUUGAUGUGAUUGUACCAUCCAUUGACCUUUACCCUCGGUGGAUUAGGUCAUGGAUGCUAAAAAGAAAUAGAGUUUCAUAUUUUCCCAUGUUAUUUUUAAUUUUGUCAAAACUAAUGAUAAGAAAAUCAACAAAGAAAAUGUUUUGCCUGACUUAUUAAACUAUGUCAAUAAUUUGUGUUUAAAAGUCUGGAUUUAUGUUGAGAUAUUUGUGUUGAUAUUUUGUUGGAGUUCUCAUAGAAAAACAGUGUUAAUUUUCAUUUUGCUUCUUAUAAAUGAGUGCCAUUUUUUUUAUAUAAUGAAUAAGUUUAUGCUAGUUAAUAGGAUGCUUUUAUGACUAAUAAUACCCAUUGUCAAUUUUAAGUUAAAGUAUUUCAUUGAACAUUUUUAGAUGCCAAAGGUUUAUUAUGUUAUCCUUUUUCUCUCACAAUUAAUAACAGCUUGUACAUUACAUGCAUUGGUUAAAUUUACGGCAAUUUUAAUGUAGUAUACAUUUAGAUGUCUCUGAAAGGGGAUCCAUGUCAAUGGUAUAACAAUACGGUAAUAACAAUAUGGUUUAUUACUUCCUAAAAAUAUUUACUACCUUCUUUACAUUUAAACUUCAGUCUGAAGAUGUUUUUUUUUUAACCAAACAAUUUUUUGUUUGCAUUGGCUUUAGAAUUGUAUAGAUCAUUUAGUUGAUUUUGUUACAGGAACUCCACUGAGGUCAUAAAGCCUUAAAACAAAACAAACAAAAAAAUGAAUUUUUUGCAAAUUAAGAUGAAAAAAGAUUCAAAGGAUAAUAAAGUAAUAAUAAAGAAAUAUAUAGUAUGCGUAAAUAAAAUCUUAUUAAAAGAAAAUUGACAGUUAUUGCAGUUCUUAGCCUGAUUUGAGUAAAAAGCAUUGCAACACAUUUCAUUUUGGUGAUUUUUAUACAGAGGAAAAAAGAUUAUUCUGGACAAACAGGUUGAGGGAAUGAUCUGAAAAUUUGCCAAUUGACGAUUUAUUGAUUCAGCCUUUCAUCAUCGGGUGGUACACCAAUCUCGGUUUUUUCUGGGGGGGAUAUUUCCAGUCCAGCCAUGUCAAAAAGCCUCAGUGGAGUUCCUUUAACGGGUAGUAAACUUUGAUAGUACCAAGUGCUCAUUAUGAGAGAGAUUUGUUUUGUCUGAACAUGUACUAGUAACUUUUAUGUUAUUUUACUGUGUUAUUAUUAUUUUUAUUAUAUUGUUUUGUGAACAUAAAAAAAUAAAUAAAACUGAAAAUAUAAAUGAAACUGAUCAAAAAAGGAA